AUGCGUAUCUAUACUAGGAUGCUAGGAACAGAUGACGGUCAAUGGGCCAACCCAGCAUUGCCCUGUUGCAUAUUAUGUGGUACACGGAUAGAAUGUGACGAAAAUGCUCGCGAUUUCUUCUCGCAAGUCCCCGGUUUAGAACCAAACAGUGUGCGAUACAAAAUACUCCCGGAGGGUGAGCUUCAUUCUAUGCUUGCUGAAGGCAAAUGUCAGUGGAAGUCCGCGUACAGAGCCAUUGUGAAACCUUUGGAUGGACCUCCAAUCAUAUCGGGUGCCAGCUAUCGUCACCGUAGCUUCGGAGUACGUGGAGGAUACACCAUGGCUGUCCCCCGCCGUCAAGACACAGUUAUCCUUGCCAAGGGGAUAAUCCACCCCAGAGGAGAGUUUCUCUGGUUUAAAGAGCCAGAACAAGAUCCAAGUCUUGUGGAAGGGGCGCAGAUAGGCUGGCCCAUACAUGAGUCCUGUUGGAUGAUGGCCGAUAAAUGCUUUAGGCGCGAAUUCAUUGAGAAUAACAUCGAGUUGUUUAUGCAUGCACUCGAUGAAGAACACCGUCGCAAACGCGCUGAUCGUGGAAUAAACGGUCCAAUAGACAGAGAAUCUGGAAAUUGGGGCUUCCUCCAGAGAGACCCCAUGUAUAUACCAGAACUCCGACAGCUCGCGCAAAUGGGACUUGAAAAAUAUCAGUCCAGCACUGUCGCGCAAAUGAACCAGUCCACCUACAAAGGUGCCAUGACUGCUAGUGCAUUCAGAAUCUCACCGGGCAGUUUCAGCCGACUACCGCUUGACAUUGCCAUGGAAAUUGCCGGCUAUCUCAGUGGACCAGACCUGCGCCGUCUGAUAAUAGCAGCCCAAUGGAAAUUUCCAAGUAUAUACUGGAAGCGAAGAAUUCCGGCAGUUAUUUUUGAGCUUUAUGAAGUGCUAGCACGCAGAGAUAUCGAUUGGCAGCACGUUGGACUGGAAUAUGACAGGUUGAUGGAACGAACGAAUGGAAUCCAUCAUCGCCUUCGCCUAGCAGACUAUUUGUCGCGGAUACAUGCGUCCUGUCACAACAAUCUAGGAGAGGUUUUUCUCGAAGAAGGUCAGUUUAUUACCUAUGUGGAUCUUUAG
Messenger RNA from Talaromyces atroroseus, 1107 nucleotides. RefSeq lists its product as hypothetical. The record is from RefSeq and is a predicted model, not a curated record. The transcript has 2 exons. Lineage: Eukaryota; Fungi; Ascomycota; Eurotiomycetes; Eurotiales; Trichocomaceae. Bases 1 to 1107 code for a protein of 368 amino acids.